GCCGGAGGACCGAUCACUGUCAGCGGGACAAAUUCAUCAAGUUCUCAUCGAUCAGCACCAGCAGCAGGUGGUCUCUUCCACCCGGAAGACAGACAAGAAGACGACAAUUAACCAACGUCAGUCAGAGUCAGAAUGGACACAGAUCUGAACUCCGGAAUCUCCGCCUUCCUGUCAAAUUGUGAGGAUCACCAAUUGUUCCUGUUGUCGAGAUUCUACAUGGAGCGACUGGAGCAGGCGAUUGAGGAGGGUGUGGAGGGAGUCGGCUUCAUGUUAAUGGGCGAGGAUCACUUCUCCGGGCCAGAGUAUCACAGCGUGACUGUGCUCGCGGAGAAGGGAAACCGAUCGGGCGCUUCCAAACUCCUCCUGGAUCUGGUGAUGGAGAAGGGCUCCGGGGCUCGGAGGGUGAUGUGGGAAUCCUUCGUGCAACUACAUCACCAUUUACCGAAGCUGAGCAGAAUAUUGAAUGAAAUACAGGAACGUGGUGACGGCCAGUUCGCCUACAUGGACACUGAACGGGGUUUAUCUGUCGUGCCCAAGGAUCUGAAAGAUGUUCAACAGAAUCACAAGGAGACUCUGCGGACACAAACUGAAACACUGAGAGUGAACACGAUCCUGAUGAGGGAGAAGGUGAAGGUUUUCAAGCUGGUUGAUCGAUACGUUGAGCUCACGGUCAUUUCUACUGUUCGAGAUCGGACACUGGUGGAACAUGAGCUGCUGGCAAGAGGCAAAGACCACGAGGAGUGGAGACAGAAACGUCUCCGCAGAGAGCUGGACAAAAUCCGGACUGAUCAACUGUUUCAGAAUACUAACUCAUAUAGUCAUUGGGACAAAAUGGAAAGAUUCUUCACACCAUCAACUUCGGGAUGUUCAGCAGCCGUGGCCGGAGUCCCAGGGAUCGGGAAAACAACAAUGGUACAAAAGAUUGUUUAUGACUGGGCCACGGGGAAAAUAUACCAACAGUUCCAGUUUGUCUUCAGUUUCAAAUUCCGGGAUUUAAACACCAUUAACUGUAGAAUAAACCUGAGGGAACUGAUUCUGGAUCAAUAUCCUUACUUUGGGAAUAUCCUGAGAGAGGUCUGGAAGAACCCAGAGGGAUUGCUGUUUAUAUUCGAUGGUUUGGAUGAAUUCAAACACAAAAUCGAUUUUGCUGACAGUCGGAGAGAUACAGAACCCAAACACCAGUGCCCAGAUCCGGAGUGGUGGUGUGAAGUGUCUGACAUUGUGUACAGUUUAAUCCAGGGCAAGCUGCUCCCAGGGUGUUCAGUGCUGGUGACCACCCGUCCCACUGCGUUACAUUUAUUGGAAAAGGCGGACGAGGUUAAAUACCAGAGUGGAAACACGGUGAGUGAAGCUGGUAAAAGGAGCCUCCUGAACACAUUGCACUACCUGUUUGAGUCUCAGAAUCGUGGACUGGCUCAGGCCGCACUGGGAUCUGUGGAAACACUUUCAUUCAGUGGAAUGACACUGACCCCGAUUGACUGUGCGGUCCUGUCUCAUGGCAUCGGACUCUGUGAUACGAUAAAACGCCUCGACCUUUUCGAAUGCCACAUUCAGUGUGAAGGAAUCCAGCGGCUGGGACCCGGGCUGCACAAAUGCCAGGAGCUGGGACUUGGGCGCAAUAAACUGGGAGAUUCAGGAGUGAAACUGGUGUCUGCGGCUCUGAGGAACCUGGAGUGUAAAAUACAGACACUGGAGCUGAUCCGUGUCGGUCUCACAGAUGCUGGUGCCGAGGAUCUCGUCUCGGCUCUCAGUACAAACCCAUCACUGACGGAGCUGAACCUGAGUGAGAAUAAACUUGGAGAUUCAGGAGUGAAACUGGUGUCUGCGGCUCUGAGGAACCCGGAGUGUAAAAUACAGAAACUGCAGCUGAGGGAUGUCGGUCUCACAGAUUCUGGUGCCAAGGAUCUCGUCUCCGCUCUCAGUACAAACCAAUCACUGUUUGAGCUGGGCCUGAGUGAUAAUGAACUGGGAAAUUCAGGAGUGAAACUGGUGUCUGCGUCUCUGAGGAACCCGGAGUGUAAAAUACAGAAACUGGAGUAA
Molecule: messenger RNA, 2040 nt
Organism: Hypanus sabinus (Atlantic stingray)
Lineage: Eukaryota; Metazoa; Chordata; Chondrichthyes; Myliobatiformes; Dasyatidae
Product: NACHT, LRR and PYD domains-containing protein 3-like
Exons: 10
Coding region: 133-2040 (635 amino acids)
Cellular component (GO): cytoplasm
Molecular function (GO): protein binding
Source: RefSeq, a predicted model, not a curated record